AUGCCAGACCUCACCUUGCAAGAGAUUGAGGAGAAGGUGAUGGCGGCGAAGCCCUGGAAAGCGCCUGGUGAGGAUGGCCUUCCUGCGAUCGUGUGGAAGAAGCUCUGGCACGUGGUCAAGCACCGGGAGCGGAUCUACAAGGCCUGGAGAACGGGCAGAGUGCUCAGCCUCAUCAGCUUUGACGUCAAAGGCGCAUACAACGGAGUGUGCAAAGAGCGAAUGCUCGAAAGGAUGAAAGCCCGAGGCAUCCCGAGUCGACUGGUCAAUUGGAUAGACGCAUUCUGCUCGGGACGGACCGCGUCGGUGGUUGUCAACGGGCACACAUCCGAGCAACAAACCCUGCCGCAGGCCGGCCUACCCCAGGGAUCUCCUCUGUCGCCAGUGGCUUUUCUUUUCUUCAACGCAGACCUGGUACAAAGACGGAUCAAGUCAAACAGAGAUGAGAAGACAUCCUUCAUCCACUUCACACGCAUCGCGGAGCGUGACAGCGACCUGCCUCUCAUCAUCAAAGGAAACGAUGUCAAGCCGAAGAGCAACGUGAAGCUGUUGGGAGUCAUCAUGGACAAAGCGCUUCGCUUCAGGAACACAUCGCCAGAGCGGCCGCCAAGGGCUGGCCGCGGCCAUGUGUUUGAAACGACUGAAGAUGGCUUCGCCACGGAUGGCGAGGCAACUCGAAUCGGAGCCCAGGCUGUCACGGGAGGCUUCCGCACGGUGGCAACGGCAGUGGCCGAGGCCGAGGCCGGCGUGCAAUCGUUCCGAGAACGGCAUGCUCAAGCGGCAGCGAAAUUCUGGAUAAGGAUGAGGACGCUCCCGAAGACGCAUCCUCUGACAUCGUUGAGACUCAAACUGAACAGGAGGUAUGCGUCGCCAAUGCAGAAGCUCGCCUCGGCGAUGGGAAGAAUAGAUACCAAGCGCCUGGAAGUCAUCCACGAGUUCGCACUGGCGCCGUGGGACGAACGAGUGCAGGCAACGUACGAGGCAGACCGAGUGGAGGUGCUGAAGUCGGAUGACCCGGAGGACAUCACUAUUGCGACGUCCAGCUCGCAAAGGAAGGGCAAGGUCGGGUUGGGAGGCGUCGUUCGGGAUGCUUCCCGCGACAGCGCAGACGAAGUGCUGGCCAGCUACUCCGUCACUCUCGGCUCCAGUGAUGAGCAGAAUGCCUACACAGCAGGACUCGAGGCAAUCGCCACGGCCCUGAGUCAUCGGGCGGCCACGGCAACAGUCUGGUCAGUGCACGAUACGGGCGAUAUACGGAUCUGUUGA
Hirsutella rhossiliensis is the source of this 1263-nucleotide messenger RNA. RefSeq names its product reverse transcriptase (RNA-dependent DNA polymerase) domain-containing protein. Lineage: Eukaryota; Fungi; Ascomycota; Sordariomycetes; Hypocreales; Ophiocordycipitaceae. The record is from RefSeq and is a predicted model, not a curated record. The transcript is spliced from 6 exons. Bases 1 to 1263 code for a protein of 420 amino acids.